Molecule: messenger RNA, 1620 nt
Organism: Paramacrobiotus metropolitanus
Lineage: Eukaryota; Metazoa; Tardigrada; Eutardigrada; Parachela; Macrobiotidae
Exons: 3
Coding region: 252-1292 (346 amino acids)
Molecular function (GO): protein binding
Source: RefSeq, a predicted model, not a curated record
AAAAUUAAUUACUCAUGGUACAGGUCCUCAUCAUGAAAGCAUUCACCCUCGUGACCACGCCUCACCGCAUGCCUGUUUGAACAGUGUGCACUUUAUAAAUAAGUGACUUGCUGUUUUUAACGUUCUUCAAGGUUCAAGCUGUAGUUCUGUUGUCAUAAUAUGGCUUUAUUCUACACGCUUUACAGACAAACCACCAGCUGAACAGCGAAGACUGCGAUCCAGAAAUACUAUAAGUUAUUUCGUUCUAGAAAAUGCUGCAUCUCUCGCUGUUGGUCCUGCUGAUAAAAUCGGCAACAGGUCAGUGGAUCACGAAACCUGGCGAUCCCGAUACUGCACCGUAUUUCCCGCAUCCUCUCUGCCAUUACUCCGACGCCUAUCAGCUGACAUGCAGCCAUGCCGAUCUGCAUAUACCCCAAAAUUUCCGCACGAGUGCUUUGUACUCCAACACCAGCCGAAUUUAUAACGAUGUGAUGGACCUCGUCCUUGACUGCCCGACCAGUAUUAAUCGCACCUACUGUAACACCGUUGGUCCAAAUGCUACAGCCCUUUCGUCCAAUUACUGGAUCUGGUACGUUACGCUGAUUGGCUUCCAGGCUGAAGGGGGCGGUCGAGCGCCCAUCGACGUUCUGCUGGCGGAACUGCGCGGUCUUUCUCGUCUGCGAGUGCAUUAUUCGAAAAUCGGCACACUGGACCGACAUUUCUUCCGGCAUUUUAAAGACCUCACAAGGCUGGACAUUCGCAAUAAUGACAUAAGAGUUAUUGAACUUGAUGCUUUCGACCCCUUUUUGCGACUGUUUGAGCUGAAAAUGGGCGGAAACGCUUUGCAAACCCUGGACUGGAGUGUUCUGCGACCCGUGUCCACAAAACUAAACACAUUGGAAGUCGACGCACAGACGCCACCCCUACACACUCUGCGACGCAGUGGGUCGUUGUUUUCUAUUAAUAUCACCACGCUGUCCUUGAACCAGAGCCAUUUGUCAUCCCUUCCCAAGGACGUCGUCGACACUUUCGAUGUGAGGCAGUAUGGGAAUGUGCUCGUAGAUAUUGGCAACAGUCCAGUGUGUCCGGACAAUGCAGACUGCUCAUGUUGCGCCAUGAAGGAUCUGGCCGACUGGUUCGCAAAUCGCACCGCAUGGGCCGCCGGCGGAAUCGGUCAGUUAAAGACGGAGACCAGGAAGCUAACUGUCAAGGUCACGUGCGGAUCGAGAAAGAAUGCCGAAACCGGAAAUGCAGUUAAAGAGUUCUCGCUGACAAAUCCCUUGCUGCCCAGCAUGUAUGCGAACUGCCAGUGACAUUGUUUUGUAUUUUUUCAGUACUUCUAUACAUAGUGCACUUAGCCGGCAAAAGUUACACCAUCGAAGACCAGGUGGCGCAUGCCGGCGCUGUGUUGUCUGAACGUUUCUCGUGUUUGCUUUGACAUGUUCUCAAGCGUAGAUUUGGCAGAUUUCAUUUAAUAACCGUUGACACCAAACAUUUGCAGCAUUCUGCGUAGAAAGGUAGUUAAUCCGUAUGACAGUGCUCGAGCUGCUGUCAUUUUUUUGUUGUUCUGGGGUUUUCUGCAACCAACUGAAAUGACCCUGGACCGCUCUAGGGGCUGGAAAAUACGGACAAGGCGAUUCA